This is a messenger RNA of Silurus meridionalis, 4052 nucleotides long. It is a transcript of the gene impdh1a, whose product is annotated as IMP (inosine 5'-monophosphate) dehydrogenase 1a. Gene Ontology annotation, biological process: GTP biosynthetic process. NCBI's taxonomy places the organism in Eukaryota, Metazoa, Chordata, Actinopteri, Siluriformes, Siluridae. The record is from RefSeq and is a predicted model, not a curated record. The transcript is spliced from 17 exons. The coding region runs from base 532 to 2433 and encodes 633 amino acids. Gene Ontology annotation, molecular function: IMP dehydrogenase activity. Gene Ontology annotation, cellular component: cytoplasm.
AGAGAGAGAGAGAGAUACACACACAUCGUCCUGCAGCCUAAACAAAUUAGGUUUUUUUUUUUUGUCCAAGCCCUAUGUUCUGCUUUUCCAUUGGUUCCUUGCUGUAACUUGCCACUCUCUGUGGUGAAGUGCCGACUUCACCUCCUCUCGUCCCUGAGGAAAGAUUUGUUUAAGAACAGUCUGUCUAAGCCAACAGGAGUCAUCAGCAGUAACACCAGACAAGCAGGACGGAAGCUUACUUGCUAUAGACUUGUUUAAUGUGGGAGGAACCCACAGUUUUAGAGCAAAGCCUAAUUGGCUAUUUGCAUGAUGUGUAUCAGAUGAAACUCAGACUGCUCUCCUGCAAGGAGGACUUCAGCUCCUGACGAUCAAACUUUUGAUCCAUGUGUGUGAGUGUGUGUUAAUGUUGCUCCAGCGUGACCACCGGUGAAUGUGCACUCAAAAGUGCAUUAGUUGUUAGCUGAGUCGUUGGGCAUCAGGUCGGCUGGCAAAGGGGCCACAGCAGAAGAAAACACUUUGCUUUUUGCCUCAAUGGAGGGACAAAGUUUUGAGCGGUACACCGAUGGAGAACAUGACAGCUACCAAAUCGACUACCGACGCAUCGUAGGAGACACUGAGCCGGCCAGGCCAUGGCUUUCCCUAAAAGAUUCAGAACACCACUUACAUGGGCCGUUCAUCCACAACACAUCACAUGGCCAUGGGCAUGGGCAUGAGACAGCGGCCCAGCGCUACAGCGCCACCCGCAUCCAGGCUGGGUACGAGCCAGAGAGCAUGGCUGAUUAUCUGAUCAGUGGAGGGACUGGUUAUGUACCAGAAGACGGACUCACUGCCCAGCAGCUCUUUUCUAUAGGAGACGGCCUUACGUACAAUGAUUUCCUCAUCCUGCCCGGUUUCAUCGACUUCACAUCAGACGAAGUGGACCUGACCUCGGCCCUGACCCGCAAGAUAACGCUGAAGACACCACUUAUUUCAUCUCCCAUGGACACUGUGACUGAGUCGUCCAUGGCCAUCGCUAUGGCUCUCAUGGGUGGAAUCGGCAUCAUCCAUCACAACUGCACACCGGAGUUCCAAGCGAAUGAAGUUCGGAAAGUCAAGAAAUUCGAGCAGGGCUUUAUCACGGAUCCGGUAGUGAUGAGCCCUCGCCACACGGUCGGCGAUGUGUUUGAGGCUAAGGUGCGGCACGGCUUCUCCGGCAUUCCUGUAACCGAAACUGGUAAAAUGGGCAGCAAGCUGGUGGGAAUCGUCACAUCACGGGAUAUUGAUUUUCUGUCUGAGAAAGACUACGACAGACCAUUGGAGGAGGCGAUGACUAAAAGAGACGAUUUAGUGGUUGCACCAGCAGGAGUCACUCUGAAAGAGGCCAAUGACAUACUGCAGCGCAGCAAGAAAGGUAAACUGCCCAUAGUGAAUGACAGUGAUCAACUGGUGGCCAUAAUUGCUCGUACUGACCUGAAGAAGAACAGAGAGUACCCUCUGGCCUCUAAAGACUCGCGUAAACAGUUGCUCUGUGGUGCUGCUAUCGGCACUCGCGAGGACGACAAAUACAGGCUGGACCUGCUCGUUCAGGCUGGAGUGGACGUAGUGGUGCUGGACUCAUCUCAGGGAAACUCCGUGUUUCAGAUCAGCAUGAUCAACUACAUUAAACAGAAGUGCCCUGAGCUACAGGUGGUGGGAGGAAAUGUUGUGACAGCUGCACAGGCAAAGAAUCUGAUCGAUGCAGGUGUGGAUGCUCUCAGAGUGGGCAUGGGUUGUGGAUCCAUCUGCAUCACACAGGAAGUGAUGGCGUGCGGCCGACCCCAAGGCACCUCUGUGUAUAAAGUGGCAGAGUACGCCCGCCGCUUCGGAGUGCCAGUAAUCGCAGACGGUGGCAUUCAGACUGUUGGACAUGUGGUGAAGGCUCUUGCUUUGGGAGCAUCCACAGUGAUGAUGGGCUCCUUGCUUGCGGCAACCACAGAAGCUCCUGGUGAGUAUUUUUUCUCUGAUGGCGUAAGACUGAAGAAGUACCGUGGUAUGGGCUCUCUGGAUGCCAUGGAGAAAAACAGCAGCAGCCAAAAACGCUAUUUCAGUGAAGGUGAUAAGGUGAAGGUAGCUCAGGGAGUAUCAGGCUCGGUUCAAGAUAAAGGCUCCAUCCAUAAAUUUGUGCCAUACCUCAUUGCUGGAAUCCAGCAUGGCUGCCAAGAUAUUGGUGCAAAGAGCCUGUCCAUCCUACGCUCUAUGAUGUACUCUGGAGAGCUGAAGUUCGAGAAGAGAACCAUGUCUGCUCAGGUGGAGGGUGGCGUUCAUGGCCUGCACUCAUAUUCUUUUGUGCCAUGCCGCAACAAAGCGAGUUGUGAGAGGCUCCUUGCUAAACACAUAAACAAAGUUACGAGAAGCGGUUAUACUGAGGGUGGCAGCAGAAGCCAUACGACCCUAGCUGUGACCAAACACAACUGAUUCAUCCGAACUCUCCUACAUUCCUUCACUCCUUCCUUCCUUCCUCCCGGGCAUCCUCCUCUGACGAAACAAUGGUGUGUUUUUCCCGACCAGGUGUGCUCAGCAGCAGACCUGCAGGUAUCCUGCGCUCUACCUUCGCAACACAGACAUGGACAUUGCUGUGCACUUUUGUCUUUUUUUUUUUUUUUUUUUUUUUUUCUUUUCAUUUUCUCCUCAUAUGACAAUCUGUGUAAAUCCUACAGUAUUGUACUGAAGUACUUUGUCUUCACAGGAUAGUUUAACUUCUACUGCUUUUCAACUUGUGGUCCGUGUAACCAAAAUUCUGUCUUCUCUGUGGGCCUACUAGCAAUAAGCUUUAAUAUUGUGUAUCUGGCUGGUCACUGAAAGAGUAGUUGGCAGAAUGGCAUGUAAAAGAUAAUGAAGUUUGUAUAUGAAGCCUAAAGUACACGUUUCACAAACUUGAUUCAAUCUGCUUUUUAGGUUCUUAAGAUAGCAGGCUUAGACUAUGGAACCAAAAGCUAAGGGAUAGCCUUAAGUUCAAAUCCGAGCUCUUUUCCACCUGCACGCCUUACAAAUGAAAGCGAAGUCUAGAAUUACCCUGAGACGCCAGUGAUGAUCUAAGGCUGGGAAAUUUAAGUCUUUUGAAUUCAACACACCUACUUUUUGGCCCGAUGCAAGAUGACAUACGGGGACAACAGUACGAUAACGAUUUUCAGUGGUUGCACUAAUGCUAGCGCUGCCAUGGAACGGAAACUCUAAAGCGCUAAAACUUUCCAGCGUAGGCGGAUUUGGUCCGAGUAGAGCAACACUUGUCAUCCGUGUGUUCAAAUUUUGUGAUAUAAUGCUACAUCACUGCACAGUUUCUCUUUUGAAUAAUAAUGUCAGAAAAAAAGUUAAUUGUGUACACUUUCCACUAUAUGAGUGUAAUACCAAAAUGUGAUCGUGUGUAUGCUAUACAAUGAAUAUUAGACUUAAUUCAUUCCCAGGAAAAAAAAAAAAAAGUUUGACUGUCUCACUUCCAUUUGUGUGGAUGUGUGUUGUCUCUUGUUUGUUUGUUUUUUUUUUUUUUUCUUUUUUCAAUGCCCGAGUCAUUGUUCGAAUUUAGAGUGUAUAAAAUAGGUUUACUUAACAACAGGUCCUCUUAUUUUGUCUGCGAUUGCUGGCAAGUCAGGCAGUUCCCCAAAUUUGUACAGAGUCUUUUAGAGAAAAGAAAAUCUGUUCAAAGAAAUCUAUUUUAUUAUAGUCCUUUAUUAUGUUUAAUGUUACUAUCUUAUUUUUUUGACAAUAUUCUUCUGUAAAACUGCUCAAUACAGCGAGAACCUAAAGAUCUCGCGUAGAACAAAAUGGGUGACUACAGGACUACGGUUUAUCUGAAAACAGAGUGACGUCAAAGCAUCUCAAACAGUUAAACGUUUGUGCUACAGCAGUGCAAAGCACAAUUAGAGCUACAAAACGGUGCAGUUUUUGGGGUGUAUGACCUCUAAGCAGAGUUAAUGGAUAAUGGCUUUGACAGGCUUUUGCUGCUCAUGUAUUACUGUUGUACAGAAGUACCACCCAAAGCUGUGCACUCAGCCAUGAUGUGCAAAAGGGUCACAUUAAUAAAGAUGGCUAUAAUCCAA